Molecule: messenger RNA, 2786 nt
Organism: Mycetomoellerius zeteki
Lineage: Eukaryota; Metazoa; Arthropoda; Insecta; Hymenoptera; Formicidae
Gene: CycG
Product: cyclin G
Exons: 7
Coding region: 311-1381 (356 amino acids)
Molecular function (GO): oxidoreductase activity; heme binding; iron-sulfur cluster binding
Source: RefSeq, a predicted model, not a curated record
AUUUACGGAACUUGAGGGGGAUGGUGGGGGAGGGAGGCCAUCUGGCCAUCGCUAUUAUUGUACGACCAACGGACCAACCGUCAGUCGUCGUAGUAUCAGGUUCUGUUUCUGUUUACAUUUCUGGACUGAGAAGUAAAACUCUGGCCAAAAUUGGGUGAUUCGCUGACGUAAAGGCGUUUCGGACGCAUCCGGAUACAAGGCUGGCCAGCUGCGCCAUUCUUGUUGUGUGGUUCUUCUCAUCAGCCACACUACACCCGUCAAACCUGGUUGCCGGGUAGUCGUAGUCGGAUUGUUGUAGUUAGCUGUUGCGAUGUCGCACACUGCAGGAAUGGACACGGGCUUGCCUGUACCGGAUGCCAUCCCUCCGCUCGAAAAACUUCAAGAAGACCUGGUUCUAGACCUCGUCCAGGAAGUCAAAUUUCAACCGGACCUCCGUCAAUUACCUAUAACAACACAGGACGAUGAGAUAACGAUUGGUGCUCGAGACAGAUCUGCUCAUGUACUAAGAUGCCUAAAAGUGAUGUACGAUUUGUCUUCAGAUGUAUUUUUCAUUGCGAUAAAUCUGAUAGACCGAUUCCUGACUAAAAUGAAGGCAAGGCAGAAGCACAUGGCCUGCAUCAGCGUGUCAGCCUUUUACAUUGCUGCCAUCCAACGAAUGCAGCCCAUAGAUGCCGAGCACCUAAUCUCGAUCUCGCAGUGCAGAUGCACGGCUGAUGACUUGAGGCGCAUGUCGGAGGUGAUACGAAACAAAUUGGAAUGGGCACCCGGCACUGAACCCACUACCGCUCUGACUUUUCUACAGCUGUUCAACAAAAUGUUUCAUGCGGUAGCGAAGCAAAUACAUCUCGGCGACGUAUAUACCAGUAUCGUCAAGGAAUCUGAAUUGAUCCUCAGAUUGGAAAUGGUGGGUUGCGAUGGUAGUUGCGCGAGUCUCAGGCCCUCCGAGGUAGCUCUGGUAUUACUCUGCACUUAUUUGGAUGCUGCUGUUAAUCGACUGAAUGCAAAUGCAGACGCCACCGCGUCUGCCGACGACCCAUCCUCACACAACACAUCCAUCAUUACAUCCUAUCAAAUGCUAAAAGACGAACUCAUGCAGUUUGCUGUGGAGCUCCGAGAGAAAUGCAAUAUUUCAGAGGAGAGUUUCCGCUCCACUCAUGGGAUGGUGGGCACUGUACUGAGCAAGUAUAACGCCCAGGAGCAAACACCUCAUAGACAGAAGCUAAUCUGGAAACUUUCAUCUCGCACUGCGGGUAUUUUACGUCCAACGGAUAAUUUCAGAUCUGUACUACCCGCCAUCGCGGAACAUGCGCCGAUUCCGUCUCCAAGCAGAAUCAGAAAAACUCGUAAAUACGCCCGACGCCAUGGCAAUAAGAGACGUUAAAGUGACAUCAUUUUUUUUUCUGAGAGUACGGUACUGGGAUUUCCUUCUGAUAUAUCACGUUUUUGAUAUAUUAGAUAUCUGAUACACGUCAAGUAAAAGCGCAAGAUUAUCAUUUUUUCCAGUACGAAGAUCAAAAUUUUACUCGAAAGUACAAAUGUCGAUUCACGCAUUGCAAUGAUUUUCCAUAGAUACUUUGUUUAUGUCAUCUACUCAGAUGUCAUACUGGCAAGAUAUAAGUCGUCGUCUUUCACUAUGUAAAUAUAAGAUAUAAUUAUGUAUAAACAACGUGUCAUAAGACAAAGUGAAUACAAUGGCUGAUAUUCAUAAUCGGUUCUUAUUUUAAUCUUAAGUAACGUCUUAAGAUUAAAAAAGAUGCUAAUGAGACUGAUUGAUUCAUGAUGUAUUGAAGACAGUCUUAAAUAUAAGAAUUGAUUAUAAACCUCAGCCAAUAAAUAACGGAAAGGUCUUAUCGAUCUGAGCUGGAUUUUAAAGGUAUAGUUUCACGUGCUACUAAAACAAUUAGAGCGACAGAUCUGUCGCUCUUAUUUCAGCGGCUAAAAUAACAGUGCUAUUGCACCAUGUCGACCGUGUUGACCAACGUUGACUACGAAUACCACGAUAUAUAUAACCUAAUUUAUUCUUUGUUGCUGAUCCAGGUAAAAGAGCGUCAAAUCUGUCGCUCAAAUGUCAAAUUCGGCGAUUCUUGCCUUUUUUCAGUAUGUGAUCUUUUUUUAUCAUUGAAACGGCCAAUUCGAGCGGCUCGUAAAAAUGCACCUUAAUGCUUAAAUAAUAUUUUGGUGUGAAUUUAUAUACAUAUCCAGUUCUAGUUUUAUAGUUCUGUAUGUUUUGUCAAUAUGUGAAUCAUUUUUAUCGCACUAUAUGUUAAUUUCUGCUCACUUUCUCAUUGCAUUACACGUAAGUACAUAUUUUGGGAUAUUUAUGCAAAUAUUUUAUAAAGAAAACACGUAUUUGAGACUUUCUGUGUUCCAAUAACAAGAUAGCUGGAAUUAAAGUGCUGUUAAAAGCAUGGGGAAAAGGAGGAACAGAAACGAAGUACGUCUUUACGAAAUAUUGAAAAUUAAUGUGAUAUACAAUGUCGUUUAUAGUGAUUAUCUAAUUAGUAAAACAACAUCGGUAAAAGCGUGUAAAUCUGUAUAUUUACAAAAUGUGUUAAAAACGAACAAAAAGAUAUAAAAGAAAGAGUAAUAUAAGAGCUACGAAAGUGUUGGGAAUUUCGUAUAUCGUAAAAUUAUUAUUAAAGGGAAAGAAAGAAGGAUAAAGAUAAGUUGGCCGAUACAAAUAAGAGGUGAACUUGCUGAAACCUGUGUUUGCUAAAUUUGAUAAAGAAAAAAAUGUUUCUUUGGAUUUUAUCAGGAUUGGCAAAAGAUAAUGUUUUUUUUUUUUA